AUGCAAACGGUCCGUUACGAUCGUCAGAUACGUUUGUGGGGCGACCAAGGUCAGUCGUCGAUAGAGAGUGCAUCCGUUUGCAUGAUCGGUUCGUCGGCGUUAUCGACUGAGAUUUUGAAGAGCUUAAUAUUAGCUGGAAUUAAAUCGGUUUUUGUUAUCGAUUCCACAUUUGUUACAAAUCCAGACGUUGGUAAUAAUUUCUUCAUUGAACAGCAACAACUGGGUCAAAUGAGAGCCAAAGUUACAACCGAAUGGCUGAAAGAAUUGAAUGCGUCGGUACGAUGCGAGUACGAUACUCGCAGCGUGGAACAACUCGUGGAAGAUGGUCAUUUGGAGAUGCUGAAACGGUUCGCGAUUGUGAUCGCGACGAAUCUUCGAGAGAGAGAUGCCAUUGUUAUCAGUGAUUUUCUGUUCGAUUGCAAUAUACCGUUUUUGCAUGCCAGAGUAUUCGGUUUUGUUGGAUAUAUUCGUAUUUGUGUCAAAGAACACACAAUUAUGAAUUCGCAUUCGGAGAACGUACAACCUGAUGUGAGGUUAGAUGCACCAUUCGCUGAACUGGAAGAAAUGGUGGAUGCGAUCGAUUUGGAGGCAUUGAAUUAUGAGGAACAUUCGCACAUUCCAUAUUUGCUUCUUUAUUUGAAAGCGCUGAAGAUUUGGCGACAAGAAGUGGUGCACGAUAAAGAAGCAUUCCCCGAUGAGUAUAAGAAAAGGAAAAGUUAUGAAAGCGUUCUGAUGUCUCUCCGAAGAGCAAAUCCAGAAACACAUUCGUUGGAUGAAGAGAAUUUCAUCGAGGGACGUAAUGCGUUAGCACGAUCUAUGCGAAGCACAACGAUUCCGUCGAAUGUACAUGAGUUAUUCAAAAAUGAAAGAUGUGAACGACUGGAUGAAUCGUCAAGCUUUUGGCUGUUGGUGUCAGCACUAAAACGAUUUGUAUUGUCUGAAAAGGUGAUGCCUGUAACAGGUCAGUUACCUGAUAUGGUUAGUGACUCACAACGAUAUAUUGCUAUCGCAUCGCUUUAUCGGAAAUAUGCGAAUAGUCAUGCUGAGAAGGUUUUCGGGUAUUUGCAAGAGAUCUUGAAGGAGAGGGGUCUGUCGAGGGAUUUAAUAGCGUUUUCGGAGUGCGAAUUCUUUUGUCGAAAUGCUUCGAUGAUAUCUGUUCAGCACGGUACAACAAUUUCACAAGAAAUUGAAUCAAAAUUAGAGAAUAUUCUGUGCGAUAUAAGAAAUGCAGAUCUAACACCAAAUCCAAUAACAGGUGUACCACAAAUUCCGCCGGCGAUUUGGUACAUAUUGUUGAGGGCAGUGGAUAGAUUUCAUUCCGAGAAGGGUCGUUAUCCUGGUACAAAUGGUGUACCGUGCACGAUCGAUUCGCACGAUCUGAAAUCGAGAGUAGUGGGACUGAUUACAGAUUGUCAGGUGGUAGAUGUGAAUGAAGUGUUGGAAAAGAUCCGCGAGAACGUGAUUGAUGAGAUGUGUCGUUAUGGAUGUGCAGAACUGCAUGUGAUCGCAUCGUUGAUCGGAGGAAUCGCAUCUCAAGAAGCCAUUAAGCUGAUCACUCACCAGUACAUACCCGUCAACAAUACGCUCAUCUUUGACGCACACACGCAGAACUCGAACACUUAUCAGUUAUGA
Molecule: messenger RNA, 1632 nt
Organism: Anisakis simplex (herring worm)
Lineage: Eukaryota; Metazoa; Nematoda; Chromadorea; Rhabditida; Anisakidae
Source: the annotation of a GenBank genome assembly